Molecule: messenger RNA, 712 nt
Organism: Esox lucius (northern pike)
Lineage: Eukaryota; Metazoa; Chordata; Actinopteri; Esociformes; Esocidae
Product: cystatin-B
Exons: 6
Coding region: 36-575 (179 amino acids)
Cellular component (GO): cytosol
Molecular function (GO): cysteine-type endopeptidase inhibitor activity
Source: RefSeq, a predicted model, not a curated record
GCAGACACUGGACACUCAUCAGCUAACUGGUUAAGAUGACUUUUGUUGGAGGAUGGUCGCAGAUAAUGCCUGCCACAGAGGAGGUCCAGAAAAUCUGUGACCAGAUGAGGCCACAAUUGCCAGAGCGCUAUCCAAUAUUCAAAGCGAUUACUUAUCAGCUGCAAGUGGUGGCAGGGUUGAACUACUGCAUUAAGGUCGAAACUGGUGUAAAUUGUCUGGGUUCUCUCUAUAUUUAUGUGUUUCGAGAUCUUUCUGACCAACUGAUGUUGAAGGAUCAUGUCUGGAGAAAACUCUCUGAGCUCUGUGAAGCAUCAACAUUGCCAUUCCCCCUGGACCAGAUAAAACAGCAUGCAGAGGACAGAACAGGGAAGAAGUAUGACAUUUUUAGAGGAAUAAAUUAUAAGACUGAGAGGGAUGAAGAUGCAAAAUAUUUCAUCAAGGUACAGGUUAGUGAAUGCAUCAAAGACCAUCUCAUCCUGAGGGUGGAUUAUGAUCGUAGCCCAAAAAGCAACCCAACUCUGCACAACCUGCUUCUGGACAAAACCCUCCAAGACCCUAUUGAGUACUUUGAAUGAAUCCUGACCUCUAACCUCAUCAGGUGCUUCUGAUGAACCAUGUCCCAACUGAGGACUAUCUUGAAUGUAUGUUCACAUGCUCAGUUCUAGACAAGACCCGAUUUUGGUGCAUGGUUAAUAAAGAUAUUAUAUUGUAA